Molecule: messenger RNA, 734 nt
Organism: Suillus subalutaceus
Lineage: Eukaryota; Fungi; Basidiomycota; Agaricomycetes; Boletales; Suillaceae
Product: RNA-binding domain-containing protein
Exons: 5
Coding region: 36-497 (153 amino acids)
Molecular function (GO): RNA binding
Source: RefSeq, a predicted model, not a curated record
CACAAUUUGGCCCAACACUGAACUGUUUGUAGUCGAUGGAAGAAGGCACCAAGGGUAAGAAGACCAUUUUCAUUGGGGGUAUUGGGGACGAUAUCGACGAGACGGUGAUCUACGAGCAUUUUUCGGCUUUCGGUGACAUCAUUGAAGUACAGCUACCUCCAGCACCAGCCAAUCCAUCAAAGCCGACAGAAUUCAAACAUCGUGGUUUCGCAUUCGUGACAUACUCUUCUCCUACAGAUGCUCAGGAUGCAAUCGACAACAUGGAUCUCAAUGAGUUACGGGGCAGAGUGCUGAAAGUCAACCAAGCUAAGCCUAUGAAAGGCUUGCAGCCUCCAGAUGGGAAUAGAGCUAUCUGGGAAUCAGAAGAAUGGCUGAAACAGCACGCCAAGCCAUUGGCACAAAGUGGAGGUGUGCAAGGUCGUACGGCCCAACGAGCGUCUUCUGCAGAAGCCGAAGAGCAAGCCAACGAUGAAGAGCCGGAUGCAAUGGAAGAGUAACCGGACCAUGGCGGCCUCAAUCGCCAUUUCAUGGCAAGUGGAGCGAACGGUUUCAGCGAAACCCCACUACCUUGUUGUUCUCGGCAGCUUCCUCAUACCUGCAAGAUGUUGUGGGAGCGGAGACGCGGUGUGAUGUUGGCAUCGGUAGGUGGGUCUGCGAUGCCAAGAUAUAAAAUACAGAUGUAGAACAAUGAUGUAGAAAAUAAGACAGCGCUACUAAAGUAAUUUCUCUAGUAC